AUGAGAAAAGUUAUUAUAUCCGAUUUCGACGAGACUAUUACGAGGAAGGACACCAUCACUGUGCUGGGCAAGAUACCAUACCACAUUAAACCCGGCCUGACACCUAGUUGGGAUCACUUCAGCAGUAAUUACUACGAUUGCUGGAAGAAAUACCACAGCAAGAAUCAGGAUUUGAGGCGGCUCCCUUUGUUGAGCUCACACGUCAGGGAUCAAGGCAUCCACGGAGGAAACUACAGCAGCUUGUUCAAGGAUGAGAUAGAGUACCAGCGUAACAACCGGGUCAUAGAACUCUCGAGCACAGUCGAAAUGGCUAAACAGAAGAUCUUCAGCGGGGUCACACACCAGCAUGUGCAUGACUACGUGGGUACCAAGUUGAAGAAGGACGAAUGUGUCCUGCGUGAAGGUGUAUUGGAUUGCAUAGAUAAUGCAGUCCAGGACCCACGAGAUUUCUACAUACUGUCCGUAAAUUGGUCACCAGAAUUCAUAGACGCAUGCAUCGGUACAGGUAAGAUCCCAAAGGAGAACAUCAUAUGCAAUAGACUGCUCUCUGAUGAAGAUGCCACUUAUACUGGUGAGUUUGAGAACGAGGUGCUCUGUGGUUCAGACAAGAUCGUAAAGCUUCAAGAAAUAAUUAACAAGAGGGCCGGUGAGCAAGACCAUCUGAGUCUAUGGUACAUUGGUGACAGUGAAACCGACAUAUUAGCAAUCUUACACCAUAGUAUCAACGGAAUAUUACUUGUAGACCCAGAAGAGAAUGCAUCGAAGUUUAAAAAGCUUGCCGAGGAUGUAUUGGGAGUUGACAAGCAACUUCUAGACUCUUUUACAACCGACAGCUCGUUACUGUUUAUUAAAUGCUUGAAUAAGGAUCACAAUAAUUCUCUGUAUCUGGCAAAAUCUUGGAAAGGUGUACAACAAAUACUGAACCAAAAUUAG
Molecule: messenger RNA, 933 nt
Organism: Nakaseomyces glabratus
Lineage: Eukaryota; Fungi; Ascomycota; Saccharomycetes; Saccharomycetales; Saccharomycetaceae
Gene: CTO1
Product: Cto1p
Source: RefSeq, a predicted model, not a curated record